UGCGCAGACUGCGGACGUCCGUUCCCAUGGCAACCCUCGCGCGAGGCCCCGGAUCUUGGAGUGAAAAUAUUCUGGAAUAUUUUUUGAGAAACAACCAGAUUACAACAGAAGAUGGCGCUGAGAUUAUCUGGUAUCAUGCAGCUAACCACAAGGCACAAAUGAAUGAGGCAUUGAAAAGUACUGCUCACAUGAUAGAGGCUGAUGUUCUUCUUUCAAGUGAUGCAUCAGAACAUGGCCAACCAAUUAUGGCCCAUCCUCCCGAAACAAGCAGUGAUAAUACUCUAUGGGAGUGGCUGGCUGAAGUUAUGAAAAGCAAUAAAGGCAUCAAGCUUGAUUUCAAGAGUCUGGCAGCUGUAGAACCAUCCAUGGUGCUUUUGGAAGAUGUGAAGAGGCAUCUGAAGCGUCCUGUAUGGAUUAAUGCUGAUAUUCUUCCUGGUCCAAAUGGAAAUAGUAAAAUAGUAGAUGCAAAACCAUUUAUAGAUACAGUGACAUCCUUCUUUCCAGAUGUGACAUUUUCUCUGGGUUGGACAACAGGAUGGCAUCCUGAUAAAGUCAAUGAAGGGUACAGUUGGACAAUGGUGAAGGAGAUGGAAUGUAUAUGUAGUGACCUAAAUCAGCCUGUCACAUUCCCUGUCAGAGCAGCACUAGUCAGGCAGUCUUGUUCACAGUUACUUUGGUUAUUAAAGAAAUCAAACAGGUACAGCCUGACUAUUUGGACUGGAAAAAAUGAUAACUAUUCCAUUGAAGAUUUACUUUAUAUUAGAGACCAUUUUGACAAAAACCAAGUUUUCUAUGACAUCUUGGAACCACAAAACCACGAAUUUAAACAAGCCAUUGGAAUCAACGUUAAUCUCUAAGAAGAUUCUUCUAAAUUGUUUCCUAUGUUUUGGUUUCAUAAUCCUUCUUGCAUUGGUCUGAAUUAGCAUAUACAAUAUGAUUGUUUAGUUUAUGUUCCAAUUCAUCCAAUCAAGAAACAUUGAUUGCUUACUCUGUUGCCAUUUGUCCUUAUAACGGCGCACUUAAAAGAUUUGGAAAGAAGAGGUUUCUGUGGUCCUAGUCUAAUAAUUUAGGAAAACAAUGCUCUGAACCCCUUUAUAAAAAGUAAUUUUGAUACACUGAAGAUGAUUGGGAGAAUCCACAUAUGUCAUAAAACAAGCAUAAAUUACAUUUAAUUGGCACCUACAUUACAGAAAUUGCAAAAAAAAAUAUGGCAUCCUCCUUUCCUUUCUCCUGGAAGACUGGUUAUUCCAGAGAUUUAAAAAAAAAAAAGAAGACUUUAAAAAUGUUUUUAACUUUCACAGGGGUGAGUAGCUGUCUCAUGCCAAAUCUAAUCCAUUUCCUGAAACUAUAGUUUAAAUUAGAUCUAGAAUUUCCAUAUUGUUGGGAGGCAUACUAGCAGCUAAGGAUAUUUUUCGUAUCAUUUAUUUCUAUCGUAUCUUAUCUACAGUGAACAAUAUACUGUUGGAAAACAGUCUUAAUCCUUAAUAUAUCACUUGUUUUCCAUGGUCCUCACUGCCGCCACCUUCGUUCAGGUCCUUAUUCCCCUGCUAGAAUUUUAUAAGCUACUUCUCUAUGUCUUCAUUCCUCACACUUUACUCGGACACCCUGAGUUUUUCUGCUAAACAAAACUUUCUUAAAUACUCUUUUCUAUAUGCCAAAUCAAAAAACUUCAAGGGCAUAAAUUCUAUUCUAUUCAGUUUUUGUCUUUCAAGACCCUCUAUAAUGCAGUCCCACCCUAAAAGUCAUUUAAUGUGCUCCAACACAAGCCUUCAUUUUAAAAAUUCAUUCAAGAUCAAUGGUCUCUAGAUCUUUAACAGUUCAUUUUAACUAAUUAUGUCAUCCUUGUUGGUUAUGUCUCCUCAGCUAGAUUGUGAAUCCCUUUAUGGUACAUGCUUAAGUAUCCUUUGCAGUGCCUGUGUAGUCCUAAGCAAAGCAUUCAGGAAAAUGUAUUACUUGUUUGAUUUAUUAAAAAGUAAUUUACCAGUGAAUGUCCUAAGAUACUUGUUUGCCUUUGGUUAAUCAACCAUUUUUUUUCUCCCAGAGAAUAAAGUAGUUUAUACAAAGAAAA
Molecule: messenger RNA, 2068 nt
Organism: Carlito syrichta (Philippine tarsier)
Lineage: Eukaryota; Metazoa; Chordata; Mammalia; Primates; Tarsiidae
Gene: FAM151B
Product: family with sequence similarity 151 member B
Exons: 6
Coding region: 27-857 (276 amino acids)
Source: RefSeq, a predicted model, not a curated record